UGCGACAAUACCAUGCAAAAAUGAACAAAGCCUACAACUGGAUCAAUAUCUGAAACCAAAAGUAAUCUUUGAUUUGUCCGAGGUUAACAAACACCGUUUUCUGAAAAUGCGAUGAGCAUUUAUUGCUUGAAUAAUCUGAAUAAAUACCGAACGAAUUGCGCGAGUACCGGUAUUAAUAAGGAGUUGAUUGAACAAGGAUUAACAAAGUAUCAUUAUAGAAAACAGCAUGACAGAUAGAAGUGCAUGGGUAAAACUGGAGAGGGUCAGAUGUCCUGUAAAUGGUUGCCCUAACACAGAAUUGAUAAACUGGCAGUGUUCUUCUCACCAAACACCCAGAUAUGUAAACGCGAUGGGUCAGACGAAGUGCGAUGCUUGUGUGAUAGUCCGCAUUUCUGAUUUUUACUGGUGUUGCGGACACAGCUUCCACAACGGCCAAUACCACAAAGCUGACCUAGAGGGGUUGACACUUGCGCUUUCAAGGUCACCAGAAUUUACGGCUAAACAUGGUGCGCAAUGGGUUGCCUCUCUGGUUCAUAAUCUAACCCAGCAGUACAAUAACAUGAAUGCACAGGAAUCGUGUGCAACCAUGUAAUUGCAUAUAAUGUAAAUAUUAUAUGAAUGAUAUAUUUCAUAUAAACGUUUUAUAUCUAGUAUAUCGUGGCUGUGUUUGUUAUUGAAAGUGUUGCAUUUGCUUUUGUUUUUGCUUUCGAUUACGUAACAUGUAAAUGAACUGUGAAUGAGAAAGUAUGACUUUAUUUGGGUUUUCAAAUUGAUUGUUUCCGUUUAAAAUCUUUAGUUUUUAUAUCGACCAAUCUUGUGAAACUGUAGGUAUAGCAAUCGUAGUGACCAAUCUUGUAAAACAUGUGGAUAUAUCACACUUGCAUAGUUACCUAGCUUGAGAUUGUAUUCUGAGCUAGUUGUGAACAUCUGGUUCCGUUACGUUGCUAUUUUACUUGUUUAUUCAAAAUUACGCGUAUACGCAAGCGCAAGCAUAACACAUGCACGCACACACACGCUCGCACACAAACUCGCACACAUGCAAUACAAGUUAACAUCAAUAAAGAUGCAUCAAUGUACAAAUAUGGUUUCGUUACGUUGCUAUGUUUCUUGUUUAUUCACGUUAAACACAUGCAUGUCUUCAUAUUGUAUUUAGAGUGAAUAUUCAAUAUUAAAUAAAAUAGCAUUAAUUACAUAAGUGCACCGUAAAAACAUUAUUGAGAUGGUUUGAAAAAAAUAUAUCUGAGAAACAUAUGGAAAACUAUACCAUUACUAUUAAUAUGUUAGUUCUGUUGUAUCAGGAAGCCAUUGAUGGAAAUAUAUACACAAAGUUUACAAGAGAUAAAUCUUAUUAAAGAAUCUGGUCCUUUAUUCAUUGCAUGGAACCAAUAACAAUUGAGAGACGAAACAAGGUACAAGGCAAGACCCACAAAUACACAACGAACAAACACAAAUUACAUAAAAACACACCUUUGUUACCGACUUUGAAAGAUAUAUUUGUAUAUUUUAGCAUUCAACUUUGUAAAGAAAAGUUAGAGUUGUGACAAAGUAUUGUGCGUUGAGUAUGCGAUUUGUGUUUACAAGUAAGUGUAUAUUUUACAUUUUGAACAUUUUUUAUUUUUUAUUUUUUUAAACAGUUUUAAUUGGACAAUGCACACGAUGGACCUUUGAGAUGUAUCCACCUUAAAAAGAAACAUUUCUGAACAUUGAAACAUAAAAUAUCAAACCUUGUUUAUUUGAACGAAUAUUAUUUGACAUAUUAUUUGUAUGAUCUAUAAUUGCAACAUGGAGCAUAUCAGCUGAAUACUCAACACGUGCAACAUUUCUGGUGAUAAAUAAUAUGCGAGUUCUUUCCCUUCCAUAUUCAUGAUAUUCCUGACAAUAGGCAGUUUCUUCUUAUUGAAUAAAUUAUGUAUAACUA
Messenger RNA from Dreissena polymorpha, 1918 nucleotides. RefSeq lists its product as uncharacterized. NCBI's taxonomy places the organism in Eukaryota, Metazoa, Mollusca, Bivalvia, Myida, Dreissenidae. Bases 227 to 592 code for a protein of 121 amino acids. The record is from RefSeq and is a predicted model, not a curated record. The transcript has 4 exons.